AUGGUCUCAGCCGCCCUCCUCGCCUCCCUCGCUGCAUCAGCAGCAGCUCUUCCAUUGUCCCCUAAUGCGCUCGUCUCCCGCGCCGUCAUCGACCACGACGCCGUCGUCGGCUUCUCCGAGACCGUCCCCGACUCCACCAUCGGCGACAUGUACCUCGCCUACAAGCCGUACCUGUACGUCGUGAACGGCUGUGUCCCGUUUCCCGCGGUAGACGCCGAAGGCAACACAAGCGGCGGCCUCGAACCCACCGGCGGCUCCUCGUCGGACUGCUCCUCAAGCACAGGGCAGAUCUACGCCCGCUCAACAAUGGCCUCCGGCACAGACGGCACAUACGGCGCAGCCAUCAUGUACAGCUGGUACUUCCCCAAGGACUCGCCGAGCACGGGGCUGGGCCACCGGCACGACUGGGAGGGCGUGAUCGUGUGGCUUUCCGACGCGGCUUCGACUUCCGCGGACAACAUCCUCGCCGUGUGCCCCAGCGCGCACGGCGACUGGGACUGCAGUACGGACGGGUACACGCUGAGCGGCACGCACCCGCUCAUCCGGUAUUAUAGCGAUUGGCCGGUGAAUCAUCAGAUGGGGCUGACGAGCACGGUGGGCGGGACGCAGCCGCUGAUUGCGUGGGAGAGUUUGCCGAGUGCGGCUAGGACAGCGCUGGAGGAUACGGACUUUGGGAGUGCGAAUGUGCCGUUUAAGGAUGCGGACUUUGAUAGUAAUCUUUCGGCUGCUACGUACUAG
Aspergillus mulundensis is the source of this 738-nucleotide messenger RNA. RefSeq names its product NPP1 family protein. Lineage: Eukaryota; Fungi; Ascomycota; Eurotiomycetes; Eurotiales; Aspergillaceae. The transcript has 2 exons. The coding region runs from base 1 to 738 and encodes 245 amino acids. The record is from RefSeq and is a predicted model, not a curated record.